Messenger RNA from Necator americanus (New World hookworm), 363 nucleotides. RefSeq lists its product as uncharacterized. The record is from RefSeq and is a predicted model, not a curated record. The transcript has a single exon. Bases 1 to 363 code for a protein of 120 amino acids. NCBI's taxonomy places the organism in Eukaryota, Metazoa, Nematoda, Chromadorea, Rhabditida, Ancylostomatidae.
AUGACAUCUUACCUUCAGAAAGAAAGGAUCCCAGACCAGUGGAAGACCUCGCGAACCGUUCUUAUACAUAAGAAAGGUGACCGAGAGGACCUUCGGAACUACCGUCCGAUAUGCUUGCUGAGCGUGUUAUACAAAGUAUUCACCAAGAUCAUCCUCACGCGCAUAUCUAGGACGCUGGAUGAAGCACAGCCUCAAGAACAAGCUGGAUUCCGCCAGGGGUUCAGCUGCUUGGAGCACAUCCAGACCGAGUCGAGGGUCAUAGAGGUUUGCCGGGAAUAUCGCCUGUCUCUUCUCCUAACCUUCUUCGACUAUGAGAAAACCUUCUACAGCGUAGAAACGAAUGCAAUACUGUACGCUGGUUAA